AUGCCUGGUACAGUGCCUAUCUUCAUAAUGUGGGAGGCUCGAAAUCACGGCUUCGGCGUGCGAAUGGGCCAGGUGGUUGCAGACGGCUUGGAGCGCCAUGAUGGCUGGUUGAGCACCAGAGCAUGGCUGCAGGAUUCGGACCUGCACGUGGUCCAGCGUGCAGAUGGAGGAGCGGGAGUUGAAACUGUCUAUUCGGUGCUGAAUGACGGCAGAUCGUUACAGAUUCGACGGCAGGUGUGGGAGCCGAGCGGCGAUAAUGAGAGCUGUCCCUGCUGGCAGCAGUUCGCAAAAUGCGAGAAAGACGGCCUUGACAGCAUGUUAGUAGAGAAGGGUGGCAGCAUCAGAAAUGCUUUCUUAGACGGGGCCACCCUGUCUAAGCCCGAUCGCAUCCUGGCUGAGCCGAAGACCGUUGAGGCCGUUGGACCAUACACCAAGGUGCCCACUCCUCCGCUGAUGCCCUGUGCGCCCUCCGGCGCACCCUCCCGCCAGCCCAUUGCGCGCAGGAGAUUUCAACGGCCUGCGGUUGCGGCCGCAUCGCCGUAA
Molecule: messenger RNA, 543 nt
Organism: Symbiodinium pilosum
Lineage: Eukaryota; Dinophyceae; Suessiales; Symbiodiniaceae
Source: the annotation of a GenBank genome assembly